Messenger RNA from Tribolium castaneum (red flour beetle), 2121 nucleotides. RefSeq names its product heat shock 70 kDa protein. Bases 175 to 2010 code for a protein of 611 amino acids. Gene Ontology annotation, cellular component: nucleus; plasma membrane; cytoplasm. Lineage: Eukaryota; Metazoa; Arthropoda; Insecta; Coleoptera; Tenebrionidae. The record is from RefSeq and is a predicted model, not a curated record. The transcript is spliced from 3 exons. Gene Ontology annotation, molecular function: ATP-dependent protein folding chaperone; ATP binding.
UCAUCCUUUGUACAUUUUUUGAUAAUAUUCAUUUAAUUUUCACGUUUGGAUUAUUUUAUAAUAGUUCACUUUCACGCCGUUUAUUUUAAAGAUAAGAUAAUAAACGUACUUUCCUUGUUUUUGUGCAGUAAGCUAAAAGUUAUUCGUUGAAAAAAGGACUCAAAAAAAUUCACAAUGAGUGAAACAGUGAUAGGAAUAGACUUAGGAACCACCAACUCAUGUGUUUGCGUGCACCUCAACAACAAAUUAAAAAUACUCGAGAACAAAGAAGGUGGAAGAACGACACCGUCUUACGUUUUCUUCACUGAACACAGCUUCAUCGUCGGCCAAUACGCCAAACGUAUGGCCGACGCGAAACCGGAAUACGGCAUUUACGAAAUUAAAAGACUGGUUGGUCGGAAGUACGACGACCCUUACGUUAAGAAAAAUCUAAACUAUUUACCAUUCAAAGUCACCAACAUUUCCAACGAGCCAGUCGUGGUCGUCCAAACCAAGAACCAAGUUUUAAAAAAGUCGCCUCAGGAGUUGUGUGCCUACAUUUUGGGUAAAAUAAAGAGCGACGUUGAGGCCAAGCUGGGCCACCCUGUCGACAAAGCUGUGAUAACCGUGCCUGCAUACUUUAAUAUCGCUCAAAGGGAGGUGACUUUAGCCGCGGCCCAAACAGCCGGGUUUUCGGUGCUGAAACUCCUAAACGAACCAACAGCCGCUGCUUUGAGUUAUUACUACGAAAAUAAGAGCAACGUCGAUGGUUAUUCCCUGGUUUAUGACCUAGGGGGUGGCACUUUCGACGUUGCCAUUUUGCAGCGCAGUGGCAGCGACAUUACCAUUGUGGGGGUUGAUGGCGAGACCCACUUGGGGGGGCACGACUUCGACAAUUUACUAGUCGAACACGUGUGCCAAGUGCUGAUAAAUCAGCACAACUACAACCCGAAAAAUGACCGCCGCAACAUGCGAAGGCUGAACAACGAGUGCGAAGAAGUGAAAAAGAUACUUUCAGAGGCUGAAGAGACGAACAUAAUUUUAAACGCGUUCGUGCCAAAUCAAAACACUGUGGACAUUCCCAUCACCCGGGCCCAGUUCGAGGCGAAAGCCGAGCAGUUGUUCCAGAAAACCAUCGAGAUUGUGACUCGCUGCUUGGAGAAAGUCAGUUUGGAAAAGAGCGAUAUUAAGGAAGUUAUUCUAAGUGGGGGCUCCACCCGAAUCCCCAAGAUCCAAUCGUUGAUCAGUGCGUACUUCGGGGGGAAAAUAUUGAACAAAUUUAUCAAUCCGGACGAAUGCGUGGCUGAAGGAGCGGCAAUCCAAGCGGCGCUUUUAUCGAAAGAUCCCGCACAAGCCAUCAGCCAGAUCAAAAUCACUGAUGUCACCCCUUUGUCGCUGGGUAUCGCCGACUUUGUGGACGUUAUGACCUUCAUGAUCAAGCGCAAUACUCCGAUUCCUGUCACUCGAACAACAAAUCGGGUCACAGUUUACAACAACCAAGCUAAUAUGUCCUUCCAUAUCUACGAGGGUGAACGGCUGGACGCCAAGAAAAAUUAUUUUUUGGGUCGUUUGGAAAUCACCGACCUUACACCGGCCCCUCCCGGCCAGUGUAGCGUCACAGUGGUCAUGACUGUGGACCAGAAUGGGAUUCUGACCGUCAAAGCCACCGAAACUGUGAGCAACAGGACCAAGGAUCUUAAGAUUGUCUAUACUAGAGGCAGCAGAAGUGACAGUGAUAUUAAGAGUGUUGUGGUUGAGGCCGAGGAAAACAAGAAGGAGGACGAACUUUUCAAGCAAUUUGCUGAAGUUAAGGGCUACGUGGUUAAGUACUGCAUUAGGGCCAUGUAUAAUUUUGAGAACAAAGGGCUUGUGGCCACGCAUAAAGAUGCUUACGAUAAAUGCAACGAUGUGCUAAAUAGAUUGAAAGACCUGGAUGUGGAUGACGAAAAAGAGGUGAAGAAGCUGAAAGUGGAAGUCCUAGCUUUGUGUCAACCUUUACAGAAGAAAUAUGCGUUUAAACAUAUGCCCUAAAUAUAUGAUCUUGAUUGUUUUAUUUUCUCUCUCAGUUUUUUAUUACAACUAUCUUAUUUACCAUUUAUAUGUAUUUUUACAUUCAGAAAUAAAUUUUGUUCUAAAACAUGA